Messenger RNA from Mesorhabditis belari, 1119 nucleotides. Lineage: Eukaryota; Metazoa; Nematoda; Chromadorea; Rhabditida; Rhabditidae. The record is from the annotation of a GenBank genome assembly.
AUGAGGCGAUUCAGUGUGUUUCUUAUUUUUUCACUGCUAGUAUGCUUGACAUUGGCGACUCGAGAGAAGAAACUUGGCAGAAAAAAUCAGCCUAAGGAUCGAAAAAUGCGGCCUCACGUCGAGGGUUUCCUCGGUUGUCCGUACAAUAACGAUUUCUACUAUAACGGAGUGAUUGCCUCACCGUUGUAUCCGAAAAAUUACCCAAAAGAUGAUAAAUGCUGGUACUACAUGCAAGCCAAGCCAGGCUACGUGCUUAGUUUUAACUUCACUCACUUCGAUUUGGAUACGCUCGAUUUUGUGACGAUCUACGAUGGACCCAGUGAUAUUUCGCCGAUUCUCGCGCAAAUUGGGGGUCCAAAUGGAACCACUCAAACACCUAAAGGAAUUUAUUACUCAUCGGAACGCCAUGCGCUCGUCACAUUCACUUCGAAUCUCAAAAGUACCCCAAAGAGCGGGUUCUCGUUUGAGUAUAAAUCAGUCUUCACCUCUUAUCCAUGCAAUCGAGACAUCCUUUUGGGUAUCAACGCGAUGGGUGGACUCAAAUCACAGGGCAAUUACUUGAGGCAAAUCAGUUUCAUCGGAAACUAUUUGGUAAAAAAUUGGACAGUUGGUUUGGACCAAACACGAGUGUUCAUCAAUCUACAAACGGAUGCAGAUUAUGCUUUGGUCUAUCCAGCUACCGAUCCCGAAAUGACAACAACGGCCGGUGUACAAGAAGUGAUCUUAAACCUGAGUGAAUAUGCCGACAAUGUUGUUGACAAUGAUACGGUAACGGAUUUCAACGGAAUGUUUCGCUAUCUCGAGUCGGAUAUAUCAAUUGACCCAGCUGACAAUGGAGAGCGGGCAUAUACUCAAAAAGUUGUCAUCUUGUUUAUCGCCUCUAAUCCUAAUGAUGAUCAAGAUUAUUACGAAGCACUCGAGUAUGCGCAUAUAAUGCGAACCACUGAAGACACAAAAGUUAUUACUGUCGCUAUGGGUAGCGAUUUGGAUGUUGCGAAAAUCGGUAAAUUAUCGUAUGGAGAGGGCUUUUAUUUCGGAGCUGACUACUCAAAUCUUCCAUCUCUGACCGAUAAGAUAAAUGCGGCCAUUUGUGCAGAUAUUGAUACAAAAUGUGGAGUU